This is a messenger RNA of Oldenlandia corymbosa var. corymbosa, 555 nucleotides long. NCBI's taxonomy places the organism in Eukaryota, Viridiplantae, Streptophyta, Magnoliopsida, Gentianales, Rubiaceae. The record is from the annotation of a GenBank genome assembly.
AUGAUGGGUAUGAAAGCUAUUGAAGCUGCUCGAGUCUUUGUUGAAGAGACUGGUAUUAGUGAUAAGUUAACUGCUGAAGAGUUCCUUGUGGAAAGAGAGGAUAUGUUGCGGAGCAUGUUCCCCAGCAGUGAACUCAUGCCAGGAGCAAGCCGUUUGAUUAAGCACCUCCAUGAAAAGGGAGUUCCAAUUUGUGUUGCCACCGGUUCUCACCAGAGGCAUUUUGCGUUGAAAACACAAAGGCAUGGUGAACUGUUUUCAUUGAUGCAUCAUAUAGUUAAGGGUGAUGACCCAGAAGUGAAACAAGGGAAGCCGUCGCCUGAUAUAUUCCUUGCAGCUGCUAGACGAUUUGAGGGUGGACCAGUUGAUCCACGUAAUGUUCUUGUCUUUGAGGAUGCUCCUUCAGGUGUCCUUGCUGCUAAAAAUGCUGGAAUGUCGGUGGUCAUGGUACCAGAUCCAAGGUUGGACGGUUCAUACCGUAAAAACGCUGAUAUGGUCUUAAGCUCCUUACUUGACUUUAACCCAAGUGAUUGGGGUCUGCCUCCAUUUGACGACUAG